This is a messenger RNA of Cadophora gregata, 1731 nucleotides long. RefSeq lists its product as uncharacterized. The coding region runs from base 1 to 1731 and encodes 576 amino acids. The transcript has a single exon. The record is from RefSeq and is a predicted model, not a curated record. Lineage: Eukaryota; Fungi; Ascomycota; Leotiomycetes; Helotiales; Ploettnerulaceae.
AUGCCUGACAAGCCGGUAAAUAUGGGAUUGAAAUUGUUCCCUCCCCCAACAAAGGAGAAGACGACUCCAUCGAGGAAACCGAGUGUCCGUCGACAUGCUGUUAUCCCUCAGUCACCCGAAUCCUCCAUUGAGAGACCAGAAUCUCCGGCCUUUGGAGCUGAUGAACAGCAACCGGCUCUUGAUGGCCGACAGUCAGCUUCGGGAGACCGUCAGACCCUUCAGAACCCGAAUGGAAGGCAGGCUCCUCAUUUCGACCAUGCUUCGCCCAUCACCACCCCUCCACUAGCACACUUCGGUCCUGACAUUCCCCGAACACAUACAUCCUUUUCACAAGCUCCUACUCUCGCCCGUAGUAACAGCAACUCGUCGAAUAGCUCCAAUGCCAAGGGCACAGCAAAUGGGUCUCUCCAGAGGGGCGAGCCUGCUGUCAUGCAAUCUCUAUUUCCGAGAUAUAAUCCUCAGAUUGCUUUGGAACACCAAGCGUACUUCCCAACACAAACAAGUCCUACGCACAUCCAACAUACGGUAAUCAACCGAAGACCGUAUUCCCCUAGCAUCAGCGAGAGAAGCACUGCAGGUUUGCAAAGUCCAAUGCCAAUUGGCAUAGCACCAGGUCGAUUUCCCAAGGGACUGUCAGAUGAUUUUGUACUUGAGGCUUCCACCAAUGACGAGCUGAAGGAGUUUUGGAAGGUCGUGAACGGCUGGAGAGUUUCAUCGUCGGAAGGCCGCCGAUUCUGCUUGAAAAUGACCAGCGACAAGGAAGAACCAGUCCAUACUCUCUCAUCAGCGACACAACCUUUCUACACCCUUCGUCUCAUCCCCACCUCUACGUCGGCACAUAUGACCAUGCUGCGGCACGACCCAAAUAGACUCCUUAAAGGCACUGGCUCGCCCAAACUCGGUUCAUCAUCCAAGCCAAAUCCCGGAGCAGAAGUCAUGAGUACAACGCUUGAGGAGACCGCCCGGCGAUUACCACCAAAUGAUGGCCUGGUAGCCCUUCUGUACCCUCGGGCUGCUUCAGACAUGGUUAUUGAAUUGGCCAAUAAAUCGAAUCGUGCAGAUGCUGAUCAAGUUAUCGCGGCCGCUGAACGCGAAUGCGGACGUCUGGUUUGGGACCAUGACAGUGGGAAAUACUACCUUGUACACCCAGCGAUCCCAACACCAUUCGUCGUCUCCAUACACUCAUCUCCCGCUUGGUCAAGAAAAGAGUACAUUCUCGAGCACGCUGAGCUGCCACAUAACAUUGUUCGCUUAGUUCGUGAUGGUUCUGGCUCCGGAUACCUGGAAAUUGAUACGGCUGUGGCCGCUCGAAUUGAUUGCUUUUACGUCGUCGAUGUUGCAAUUUGCGCUAUCAUGCUGGUGGCUGUUACUGAGGAGAAGACGAGGAAUGUCGAGAGAUUUGACGCCCCUCCUUCAAUUGCACCUCUGUCGCCCAUGUCACCAGACCGACAAUCUUCUUCGUGGACGAUCAAAGGGAAGGGGAAAGGGAAGGAGAAAAAGAGUAAAAAGGAACUUACAAUGGAAGAGUUCGAACUGGAUCUUGAAAGCCAGAAUAGUGUGAAGGAUGAAAAGAAGAAGCGAAAAGAAGAGAAGGUUCCGGGUUUUUUGGGUUUGAUCUGGAUGAUGAUUAAGUGCUUGGCGUGGGCUGUAACAAUGUUUUUCAAGGCCAUAGCCAAGAUAACAAUCUUCAUCUGCAGGUGUCUGACAAGGAGUAAGAAAUCAUCUAUAUGA